Messenger RNA from Anastrepha ludens (Mexican fruit fly), 867 nucleotides. Its product is annotated as probable oligoribonuclease. The transcript has a single exon. The record is from RefSeq and is a predicted model, not a curated record. Lineage: Eukaryota; Metazoa; Arthropoda; Insecta; Diptera; Tephritidae. Gene Ontology annotation, molecular function: nucleic acid binding; 3'-5'-RNA exonuclease activity. Gene Ontology annotation, cellular component: mitochondrion. Bases 64 to 747 code for a protein of 227 amino acids.
GCAAUGAUACGUCUGACAUGUUUCUCAGUAUCUCUCAUACAUCUUUCGUAACACAACAUUCUGAUGGCAUAUAAAACAUUUACAUUUCUUGCACGUGCAAGAAUUGCUGGGAUAAAAUCGUUUCCCUUCAAAUCUGCCUACAGUAAGCGGUAUUAUACCCUUAAUUUAACAGAUAAAAUGGAGUGCGCGCAAAAAUUAGUGGCGAAUGAAUCUGCAAUUGUAUGGAUGGAUCUAGAGAUGACGGGGUUGAACUCGAUUACUGAUAAAAUAAUCGAAGUUGCGUGCUUGAUUACCGACAAAGAUCUAAAUAUAUUAACAGAGGGUCUGAACUUCGCUAUAAAGUACCCUAAAGAAGUUUUCGAACAAAUGAACGAGUGGUGUGUGAAACAGCAUAACGAAUCCGGCUUAGUGAAAAAGUGUUUGCAAUCGGAUAUUACACCUGAGGGCGCGGAAACCUUACUUUUGGAUUACCUGAAAAAACAUGUCCCGAAAGGUAAAUGCCCGUUGGCCGGUAAUUCUAUAUACAUGGAUAGACUAUUUUUACGGUACCAUAUGCCCGCCGUUGAUGAUUACCUGCAUUAUCGUAUUAUUGAUGUCUCAAGUAUUAAGGAAUUGUGUCGACGAUGGAGAUUAGAUAUACUGAACUCGGCUCCGCAAAAGCGUUUUGCACAUCGAAGCUUAGAUGACAUACAAGAUACCAUUAAUGAAUUAAAACAUUACCGUAAACAUUUUUUUAGAAACAGCUAAGCAAUAAGUAUAAGAAAAACUAGCAAAAUUAUUGUAUAUUUUCUUAGAACUCUUAAAAAAUUAUACUGCACUGUAAAUUCCCUAAAAAAAAAGUUAUCUAAAGACUAAAAUAAUUUAAAU